Lachancea sp. 'fantastica' is the source of this 2019-nucleotide messenger RNA. The record is from the annotation of a GenBank genome assembly. NCBI's taxonomy places the organism in Eukaryota, Fungi, Ascomycota, Saccharomycetes, Saccharomycetales, Saccharomycetaceae.
AUGCUUUCUCGACAUGGCAAUGUUUUGGUGCGCUUUUGUCCCACGAAUUCGUGGAAAUGCGUAGGGUCUCGAGACUUUCACUUUGAUCGAACUCAACAUCAACCCAGAGAUGUGGUCACUUAUGUGAACUCCCGGUUAGCGAGUAGGGAGGUAAGUGGGCUUAAAACGCUCAAAAAUAAGCUCGAAAGGAGUCUUCAAAAGGACUAUAGGAAAUUUGUCGCAGAAAUGAGACUCACAGAUAUUCUGCAACCUGACAUAGUUCAAAUGAUAUUUUUCCAAAGUGCUGGGCCACGACAGUACAAGGCUUUUGUAACCAGUGUUCGUGGGAUCAUCGAUAGUGACUUAUCUGUGGAACACAAAAAGCGACAGCUUUAUACUCUGGUCGAGCUACAAGGUUCGUUGUAUCCACAAACGGCCCGCGCUAAUGGAAUACUAGCACCCGACUUUUUCCAUGAAUGGUUUUGGACUCAUCUUGAUAGAUCAGAAACUUUUGAACAUUUUCAUUUCCUCAUUGAGAACAAUGUUCUUCUUGGAUCUCGUCCAGCUCAUCGUUUCUUGGUUAGGCUACUCAAAGGAUCACAAAUUGAACAGCAGUUGGCUUCAUUUCAGAUUUUCUUCAACAGCCCGAGCAAUCAAAGCGAUUAUCAAAAACGGCUUACAAGACUAUACAGUUUUGCUCAAAUCAACAUGAUAACUAACACCAUGCUUUCCCAAAAAGACUUGAGACACAUAAAAGUGUAUUUUACCGCGCUUCUGGAUCGACUGGAGUCAUGGGAAUUGAAUCGUUUCGGACUUGCACAGAAAAAACGCGUGAGUUAUUUUGUGAAGUUCACGAAUACGUUACUGAAAUAUCUCAAAGAAUCUGGCAAUUUUGAAAUGUUUCAAAGCACAUUCAAACUUAUUUUGGGACUUAUUCAAAGUCAAAACCUUGACAUUCGCUUAUUGCAUAAGCCAUUUCUCUUGGCAAUUUCAUGGUUACGCAAACUCAACGAACACUCGCAUGUGCUUAAACUUAUAUCAGAAGCACAUGAACUAGGUCUGCAUUCGAGUUUUAAGUUUCGGCAAAGUUUGAUCGGCGAGCUGGUUUCGACACUCCGAUCUUUCAAUGAUCCAAAGAUGACAUUAAGUUAUAUUGCUAUGGUUUACCGUAAUCCCAAUACCAUACAUUUUUUAAACGACCUAGGGCUUUGGGGGCUUCUACAUCACGGCUCAGUUUACCGACUUCAGCCCUCUCAGCUGGAAACAGAGUCGAAGAGUUUGAGCACACACAAGUCGGAAGUCUCUCAAUUUCUCACUUCAAACAUGAUUCCCAAUGCAGUUGUCAUGACAGAACUCUAUCGUGUUAUUUUGCACUACAUGCAGAGCACUUUGAAUUCUAUGGAGUUUAAACAACUCAUUGUCGAUCUAUACCAACUGUACAAGAAGGUCUUUGAAACCAGUCAGCAUUAUUUCAUAUACCCUGACUGUGGUAUUUUGAAUAUCUUAGUUUACCACCUCCGAUUUUGUCUGAAAGAAGAUCGAAUGGCAUACCAGAUACUUGAGGACUUCUUUCGGUCUCGGCCGCAAAUCUCUUGUGCCAAAAGCUCGCCUUUUGGUAUGACGAUGUAUCAUAAUCAGACCAUCACCAAAACAGAGCUUUCAUCGCUUUUUCUGUUGAUGGAUUUGAACCAUCUGAAGCUGGACUUCAAAAUCAUAUGCUCAAUGGUCUUUUACCAUCUUCGAUCCGGACAAAUUGAAGAUGCACAUUCGUGGUAUACAAAGCUGACGUCCGCAGGGUUUCUCAUUUCGCACAAGCUUCUAAUCAUGCGAGCAGUUGAGCACGGCUGGGAACUUCCGGGAAACACUGAUACCUCGUUUUUGGAAGAAAUCAAUGAGAAUACAUCUGGUGCAGUCGGAGGGUUUGAUGACCUGGUCACCGAUGAUUUAAUGAUGGAAGAAAUUGACGGGACAGCAGGUUUUGCAGAAGAGCUUUUGGCUUCUUUGAGUUCUCUAAAAAUGAAAGGUAAAGCCUCAGGUUAG